Messenger RNA from Schistosoma curassoni, 4044 nucleotides. The record is from the annotation of a GenBank genome assembly. Lineage: Eukaryota; Metazoa; Platyhelminthes; Trematoda; Strigeidida; Schistosomatidae.
AUGACGAGGCAGCCGGCGAGUAAGAAGCCUGCGUUGGUGAAGGCGUCUCCAUCUGUGGGCAAGGCUGUUAGUGGUGUAGUUGCUGGUGGUAAGAAGGUGGUCGGGAAGCCUGCGUCGUCGAGUUCCGACUCGGAUUCGAGUGAUGAGUGUAAUGCUGGAUCAGCGAAGAAGCCUGUUGGUGUAGUUGUUAGUGGUGUUAAGACAGGGAUGGGAGUUGUCCCACAAGGUGCUGCUCAGUCUGUGCAGAAGAAGAAAGUUGCGGCCGCUCCGUCGAGCUCGGACUCUGAUUCUAGUGAUGACGAGCAGCCGGCGAGUAAGAAGCCUGCGUUGGUGAAGGCGUCUCCAUCUGUGGGCAAGGCUGUUAGUGGUGUAGUUGCUGGUGGUAAGAAGGUGGUCGGGAAGCCUGCGUCGUCGAGUUCCGACUCGGAUUCGAGUGAUGAGGGUAAUGCUGGAUCAGCGAAGAAGCCUGUUGGUGUAGUUGUUAGUGGUGUUAAGACAGGGAUGGGAGUUGUCCCACAAGGUGCUGCUCAGUCUGUGCAGAAGAAGAAAGUUGCGGCCGCUCCGUCGAGCUCGGACUCUGAUUCUAGUGAUGACGAGCAGCCGGCGAGUAAGAAGCCUGCGUUGGUGAAGGCGUCUCCAUCUGUGGGCAAGGCUGUUAGUGGUGUAGUUGCUGGUGGUAAGAAGGUGGUCGGGAAGCCUGCGUCGUCGAGUUCCGACUCGGAUUCGAGUGAUGAGUGUAAUGCUGGAUCAGCGAAGAAGCCUGUUGGUGUAGUUGUUAGUGGUGUUAAGACAGGGAUGGGAGUUGUCCCACAAGGUGCUGCUCAGUCUGUGCAGAAGAAGAAAGUUGCGGCCGCUCCGUCGAGCUCGGACUCUGAUUCUAGUGAUGACGAGGAGCCGGCGAGUAAGAAGCCUGCGUUGGUGAAGGCGUCUCCAUCUGUGGGCAAGGCUGUUAGUGGUGUAGUUGCUGGUGGUAAGAAGGUGGUCGGGAAGCCUGCGUCGUCGAGUUCCGACUCGGAUUCGAGUGAUGAGUGUAAUGCUGGAUCAGCGAAGAAGCCUGUUGGUGUAGUUGUUAGUGGUGUUAAGACAGGGAUGGGAGUUGUCCCACAAGGUGCUGCUCAGUCUGUGCAGAAGAAGAAAGUUGCGGCCGCUCCGUCGAGCUCGGACUCUGAUUCUAGUGAUGACGAGCAGCCGGCGAGUAAGAAGCCUGCGUUGGUGAAGGCGUCUCCAUCUGUGGGCAAGGCUGUUAGUGGUGUAGUUGCUGGUGGUAAGAAGGUGGUCGGGAAGCCUGCGUCGUCGAGUUCCGACUCGGAUUCGAGUGAUGAGUGUAAUGCUGGAUCAGCGAAGAAGCCUGUUGGUGUAGUUGUUAGUGGUGUUAAGACAGGGAUGGGAGUUGUCCCACAAGGUGCUGCUCAGUCUGUGCAGAAGAAGAAAGUUGCGGCCGCUCCGUCGAGCUCGGACUCUGAUUCUAGUGAUGACGAGCAGCCGGCGAGUAAGAAGCCUGCGUUGGUGAAGGCGUCUCCAUCUGUGGGCAAGGCUGUUAGUGGUGUAGUUGCUGGUGGUAAGAAGGUGGUCGGGAAGCCUGCGUCGUCGAGUUCCGACUCGGAUUCGAGUGAUGAGUGUAAUGCUGGAUCAGCGAAGAAGCCUGUUGGUGUAGUUGUUAGUGGUGUUAAGACAGGGAUGGGAGUUGUCCCACAAGGUGCUGCUCAGUCUGUGCAGAAGAAGAAAGUUGCGGCCGCUCCGUCGAGCUCGGACUCUGAUUCUAGUGAUGACGAGCAGCCGGCGAGUAAGAAGCCUGCGUUGGUGAAGGCGUCUCCAUCUGUGGGCAAGGCUGUUAGUGGUGUAGUUGCUGGUGGUAAGAAGGUGGUCGGGAAGCCUGCGUCGUCGAGUUCCGACUCGGAUUCGAGUGAUGAGUGUAAUGCUGGAUCAGCGAAGAAGCCUGUUGGUGUAGUUGUUAGUGGUGUUAAGACAGGGAUGGGAGUUGUCCCACAAGGUGCUGCUCAGUCUGUGCAGAAGAAGAAAGUUGCGGCCGCUCCGUCGAGCUCGGACUCUGAUUCUAGUGAUGACGAGCAGCCGGCGAGUAAGAAGCCUGCGUUGGUGAAGGCGUCUCCAUCUGUGGGCAAGGCUGUUAGUGGUGUAGUUGCUGGUGGUAAGAAGGUGGUCGGGAAGCCUGCGUCGUCGAGUUCCGACUCGGAUUCGAGUGAUGAGUGUAAUGCUGGAUCAGCGAAGAAGCCUGUUGGUGUAGUUGUUAGUGGUGUUAAGACAGGGAUGGGAGUUGUCCCACAAGGUGCUGCUCAGUCUGUGCAGAAGAAGAAAGUUGCGGCCGCUCCGUCGAGCUCGGACUCUGAUUCUAGUGAUGACGAGCAGCCGGCGAGUAAGAAGCCUGCGUUGGUGAAGGCGUCUCCAUCUGUGGGCAAGGCUGUUAGUGGUGUAGUUGCUGGUGGUAAGAAGGUGGUCGGGAAGCCUGCGUCGUCGAGUUCCGACUCGGAUUCGAGUGAUGAGGGUAAUGCUGGAUCAGCGAAGAAGCCUGUUGGUGUAGUUGUUAGUGGUGUUAAGACAGGGAUGGGAGUUGUCCCACAAGGUGCUGCUCAGUCUGUGCAGAAGAAGAAAGUUGCGGCCGCUCCGUCGAGCUCGGACUCUGAUUCUAGUGAUGACGAGGAGCCGGCGAGUAAGAAGCCUGCGUUGGUGAAGGCGUCUCCAUCUGUGGGCAAGGCUGUUAGUGGUGUAGUUGCUGGUGGUAAGAAGGUGGUCGGGAAGCCUGCGUCGUCGAGUUCCGACUCGGAUUCGAGUGAUGAGUGUAAUGCUGGAUCAGCGAAGAAGCCUGUUGGUGUAGUUGUUAGUGGUGUUAAGACAGGGAUGGGAGUUGUCCCACAAGGUGCUGCUCAGUCUGUGCAGAAGAAGAAAGUUGCGGCCGCUCCGUCGAGCUCGGACUCUGAUUCUAGUGAUGACGAGGAGCCGGCGAGUAAGAAGCCUGCGUUGGUGAAGGCGUCUCCAUCUGUGGGCAAGGCUGUUAGUGGUGUAGUUGCUGGUGGUAAGAAGGUGGUCGGGAAGCCUGCGUCGUCGAGUUCCGACUCGGAUUCGAGUGAUGAGUGUAAUGCUGGAUCAGCGAAGAAGCCUGUUGGUGUAGUUGUUAGUGGUGUUAAGACAGGGAUGGGAGUUGUCCCACAAGGUGCUGCUCAGUCUGUGCAGAAGAAGAAAGUUGCGGCCGCUCCGUCGAGCUCGGACUCUGAUUCUAGUGAUGACGAGCAGCCGGCGAGUAAGAAGCCUGCGUUGGUGAAGGCGUCUCCAUCUGUGGGCAAGGCUGUUAGUGGUGUAGUUGCUGGUGGUAAGAAGGUGGUCGGGAAGCCUGCGUCGUCGAGUUCCGACUCGGAUUCGAGUGAUGAGGGUAAUGCUGGAUCAGCGAAGAAGCCUGUUGGUGUAGUUGUUAGUGGUGUUAAGACAGGGAUGGGAGUUGUCCCACAAGGUGCUGCUCAGUCUGUGCAGAAGAAGAAAGUUGCGGCCGCUCCGUCGAGCUCGGACUCUGAUUCUAGUGAUGACGAGCAGCCGGCGAGUAAGAAGCCUGCGUUGGUGAAGGCGUCUCCAUCUGUGGGUAAGGCUGUUGGUCGUGUGGUUAGUGGUCAUGAUAACUUUGUGGAGAAAUCAAAUUUCGGUGUUGGUGAUGGUGCUGUGCGUCGUGAUUUGUUGGGUCGUUCGUCCAGUCGUAAACGCCGUUUCUCGUUUGUUGGUUCCGGUGAUUUUAAGAUAAGGAGUUCGGUUAGUUCUUCUGCUGAUAAUCUUUUAUCUGUUACUAAAACGUCUUUCACUGAUUCUAACACUCCUUUUCGUCGCGUGGAUGAGAAGGAUGUAUUUGUCCAUCCCAAUCUGCGGGACAAUUCGUUCGAGGCGAAGCGGAAUGCACGUGGAUCGUGGGGUGAAAAAGCGAAUCGCGAUUUCAAGUUUACCAGUGGAAAAGCGUUCAAACAAGAGAAAACUAAAAAGAAGAGAGGUUCUUAUAGCGGAGUAUACCUGAAUACACAUCAGUUAUGUGAGAGCAUGACUCAAACCUGA